AGUGAAUAUUGACAGGCAGGCAGUGGGGAAAGAAGACAUGACGCAGGCCACCGGGGUAGCAGCCUGGCUCUGAAGUGGAAUUAUGUGCUGCAAACAGGUCGAAAGAGGGGAACAAAGAGCUUCUUCCUGCUUUCAGGCAUGAAUCAGGUCACGAUUCAAUGGGAUGUAGUAACAGCUCUUUAUAUAUUCUUCAAUUGGUGUCAUGGAGGAAUUACAAAUAUAAACUGCUCUGGCCGCAUCUGGGUAGAACCAGCCACAAUUUUUAUGAUGGGUAUGAAUAUCUCUAUAUAUUGCCAAGCAGCAAUUAAGAACUGUCAACCAAGAAAACUUUAUUUUUAUAAAAAUAGCAUCAAAGAAAAAUUUCAAAUCAAAAGGAUUAAUAAAACAACAGCUCAGCUUCGGUAUAACAACUUUCUGGAACCACACGCCUCUGUGUAUUGCACAGCUGAAUGUCCCGGAUAUUUUCAAGAGACACUGAUAUGUGGAAACGACAUUUCUUCUGGAUAUCCACCAGAUGUCCCUGACGAGGUAACCUGUGUCAUUUAUGAAUAUUCAGGCAACAUGACUUGUACCUGGAAUACCGGGAAGCCCACCUACAUAGACACAAAGUAUGUGGUGUAUGUGAAGAGUUUAGAGACAGAAGAACAACAACAAUUUCUCACCUCAAAUUAUAUUAACAUCUCCAUUGAUUCAUUACAAGGAGGCAAGAAGUAUUUGGUUUGGGUCCAAGCUGCAAAUGUACUAGGCAUGGAGAGGUCAAAACAACUGCAAAUUCACCUGGAUGAUAUAGUGAUACCUUCUGCAUCCAUUAUUUCCAGAGCUGAGGAUAUAAAUACUACAGUGCCCAAGACCAUAAUUCAUUGGAAUAGUCAAACAACUAUCGAAAAGCUUUCCUGUGAAAUGAGAUACAAGGCUACAACAAACCAAACCUGGAAUGUUAAGGAAUUUGACACCAAUUUUACACAUAUGAGACAGUCAGCAUUCUACUUGGAGCCAAACACUAAGUAUGUAUUUCAAGUGAGAUGUCAAGCAACAGGUAAAAGCUACUGGCAGCCCUGGAGUUUACCCUUUAUUCAUAAAACACCUGAAAUAGUUCCCCAGGUCACACUAAAACCAUUUCAACGUGAUUCUCAGAAUUUUGGGCUUUUAAGUGCUUCCGUCUUUAAAGGACAUCUUACUUCUGGCAACAGGCAACAAGACAUUGGAUCUUUAUCAGGAAUGGUCGUCUUUGCUGUUGUGUUGUCAAUUUUUUCAUUGAUUAUAAUAUUUAACAGAUCACUCCGAACUCGAAUUAAAAGAAGAAUCUUAUUGCUAAUACCAAAAUGGCUUUAUGAAGAUAUUCCUAAUAUGGAAAACAGUAAAGUUGUGAAAAUGCUACAGGAAAAGAGAGAAUGUAUGAAUAAUAACUCCAGCGAACAAGUCCUAUAUGUUGAUCCAGUGAUUACGGAGAUAGAAGUCUUUCUUCCAGAAGAACAAAAGCCCACAGACUCCAAGAAAGAAAAGAAUACAGGAUCCUUGGAGACAAGAGACUACCUGCAAAAAUCACUACUCACCAAUGCUACAGUUGUGUAUAUUCCUAAUCUCAACACUGGGUAUAAACCCCAGAUUUCCAAUUUUCUCACUGGGGAAAACCAUCUCAGCGAUAAUAAUAAAACAGCUUCCUCAACUCUCAAACCACCAGUUGAUUCCGUAGACCUGGGAAAGAAUGCCCAAUUUAAAAAGUACCCUAAUUUUGCCUUUUCUGUCUCAAGUGUGACUUCGCUAAGCAACACAUUACUUCUUGAAGAAUUAAGCCUCAUUUUAAAUCAAGGAGAAUGCAGUCCUCCUGACUUGCAAAACUCAAUAGAGGAAGAAACCACCAUGGUUUUGGAAAACGCUUCACCCAGUGAAACUAUUCCAGAACAGACCCUGCUGCCCGAUGAAUUUGUCUCCUGUUUGGGGAUCAUGAAUGAGGAGUUGCCAUCUAUUAAUUCUUAUUUUCCACAAGAUAUUUUGGAAAGCCAUUUCAACAAGAUUUCACUCUUGGAAAAGUAGAGCUGUGCAGUCAAAAUGAAUGUGGGAAAGCUGCCUUGCAAUCUGAAAUUGGAUCUCCUCACUUCAACAUAAAUUUAAUUCU
Messenger RNA from Rhinolophus ferrumequinum (greater horseshoe bat), 2116 nucleotides. It is a transcript of the gene IL23R, whose product is annotated as interleukin 23 receptor. Gene Ontology annotation, molecular function: protein binding; cytokine receptor activity. The transcript has 11 exons. The coding region runs from base 139 to 2034 and encodes 631 amino acids. Gene Ontology annotation, cellular component: external side of plasma membrane. Gene Ontology annotation, biological process: cytokine-mediated signaling pathway. The record is from RefSeq and is a predicted model, not a curated record. Lineage: Eukaryota; Metazoa; Chordata; Mammalia; Chiroptera; Rhinolophidae.